This is a messenger RNA of Pogonomyrmex barbatus (red harvester ant), 1747 nucleotides long. RefSeq names its product leucine rich repeat protein connectin (gene Con). The record is from RefSeq and is a predicted model, not a curated record. Gene Ontology annotation, molecular function: protein binding. Lineage: Eukaryota; Metazoa; Arthropoda; Insecta; Hymenoptera; Formicidae.
AUGCGCCAAUUUCCGUACAAUUCCAUCGUCCUCGGGCCGCUGCUGCUGCUGCUGCUGCUGGCAUUCCUGUUCGCGUCGCCGAGCCUGGCGGUGUCGAAAUCGCGCGGCAAAAAGAAAGUGCAAAAGGAGGAGCCCGUGGACAUCUGCGACAUCGACAAGUCCCCGGGGGAAGCGCCGAUCUUCUGCUACUGCAACGACGCCAACAGAUCGCAGAAUGCCACCGAGGCCAAUUGUUGGGUAUUAAGCAAGUUCGAGCCCACCGAUCCCACGUGGAGUUACUUCACGUCGCAGAGCCACCUCGAAAAACUGACGUUCACGGUGCGUCAGAUCAACAGCCUCGACUUUGUGCCCACCGACUUGCUCCGCCGGAUGAAAAAUUUGCGCGUGAUCGGAUUCCAGUAUGCCAGGCUUCUCGAGAUCUUCGAGCGCACCUUUAGCAACUUCAGCGAUAUAACCGACAUCAAUCUCAGCCGCAAUACGAUCGGCGUUCUUCACAAGCACGCCUUCGAGAACAUGCGCAGUCUCACUGUCAUCAAUCUCGACGAUAAUCGCAUUUCCGAGAUUAACAGAGACACGUUCGUCAGUCUGCCGAGUUUGCGCAAGCUGUACCUGAAUCGCAACAACAUCAGCACCGUCCACGACAAGGCGUUCAAACUGCUCGGCUCGCUGCAGGAACUCGAGCUGAGCGGCAACCAGAUCACCGUCAUCACCCGCGACAGUUUCCACGGUCUGCACAAUUUACUGCGUUUGGAUCUACGCGGCAAUCAAAUCACCAUGCUCGGCGAUCGUAGCUUCGUCGAGAUGCCGGAGCUGGCCGAGCUCCAGCUCGAUCAAAAUCAGAUCAAGUAUAUAUCCGACAGAGCGUUCGACGGCAUGGGCAACCUCCGGAAGUUGCAGCUCAGCGAAAAUCAGCUGGUGUCGCUGCAGCCGCAUUUCUUGGCUGGCGCGUCCAAAAUUUACUUCCUAGACCUGAGAAUGAACGCGCUGAAGACCGUGACCUUCGACAACGUUAAACCGAUCGUGAGGAAUUUGUACGACAGCAACGGCUACUUGUACCUGUCAAGGAACAAUCUGAUCUGCGACUGCAAGCUCGCGUGGAUCUGGGGCCUGCGGAACGAGACGAAGAACCCGAAACUACAGGGUGCCCUGGAGGAGCUGACUUGCUUCCUUGAGAGCAAUAAUGCAUCGCAGAAGAUCAACAGCGAAGACCCAGGGAGAAAUCAGCCACACGAGAUGCGCGAGGAAUAUUACGACGACAAUUCAAGGGAUGACGAUAAUAACGAAGACGACGUUGAUGAUAACAACGGUGAUUAUUAUGACGAUUCUGACGAUGAGAAUUCGUUGUCAAAUUCUCACAGCAAGACCGACUACGAUAGGAGAUGCUGUAGGAAGCAUCUUUUUGAUUUGAAGCCAGACGAUCUGCCAUGCCCGGAGCUUUCGCGCGAGGAUUUGAUGGCAUCUGAACAGCCAUCCAGCCGCCAUGAAAACGCCCGCGUGGGCUCUUCCGGGUCCAGCUGGUUUAGCUCUGGCACGACCUCGGUCCAGGCCGGUCAGUCCGUCCUCCUUGCUUCAUUUCUGUUGCUAUCUAUACCUUUUUUCACGUAGAAGCGGUUAAAUGUUCGAAAAUAAAGCGAUAUAAACGCCAUCGGCGUCCCGAUAUUGCUCGAGUGAACGAAUGGAAAAUCGUACACAUAAACGGAAACGGGACGUGAAAGUGUAUGUUUAUGCGUGUGUGUGUGUGUGUGUG